This is a messenger RNA of Boleophthalmus pectinirostris (great blue-spotted mudskipper), 1731 nucleotides long. RefSeq names its product death-associated protein (gene dap). The record is from RefSeq and is a predicted model, not a curated record. The transcript is spliced from 4 exons. Bases 175 to 492 code for a protein of 105 amino acids. Gene Ontology annotation, biological process: negative regulation of autophagy; cellular response to amino acid starvation; apoptotic signaling pathway. NCBI's taxonomy places the organism in Eukaryota, Metazoa, Chordata, Actinopteri, Gobiiformes, Gobiidae. Gene Ontology annotation, molecular function: death domain binding.
ACGCUCCGCACAGUUCACAGCGCGUCAUUACGCACGGUUCCCAAACAAUACUCAGGAAAAAAGCCACGUUGACGAUUCAGAUUGUGUAGUCCACAAUUUGAGGCUGAAACCCGCCUUAGUUCACCCGGGGACGCUCGUUACUAUAUUGUCAGCGAGCUUUAGAUUGCAUUAGACAUGGCCUCACCACCGAAGGAGAAAGUGGAAAUGAAAGGAGGACAUCUUCCUGCAGUGAAAGCUGGAGGUAUGAGGAUAGUGCAGAAGCACCAGCCAACUCCAGCUCCAGAACCUCCCCAGAAGGAUGAGGACGAGGAGGAGUAUGAGAGCAGCAGCCCACCAAAGCCUCCAGUCAUCGUGUCUGGAGUGGUUACAAAGGGAGAUAAGGACUUCACACCUGCUGCUGCCCAGGUGGCCCACCAGAAGCCCCAUCCGGGAGUCCCCAAGCUGCCCCCCGCACAGCACAUUAACCAGCACAUCCACCAGCCCCGCAAGUGAACCUUACCCCCCGGGACGAGCUACCGUGCCGACGCUAACUACCCCACCGACCGGCCUUUCGCAACCAAACACACAAGCGAUGAAGACUUUCCCCCCACCAGCUUCAAAUCUUAGCCCUUUUAUCAGAGUAAUUAUUGCUUGACUGCGUAAUCAAAGUACCUUAUGCCAGUAUAUGGUCACUAUGUAGAAAUCAGUUUACAACAGUGCUGCUAGGUGUCGCACUAUUCACACUCUGCACUUUUGUGUCCUUAACAGUUGUCUAUAUGUCUUACUGUGGUUUACAUAGGCGAUGGAGUGUAAUUGUAUUAAUAUAAAGUGAGCGGGAUUUGAAUCUGAUGGGGAGCUUCCAUUGCACGCAUAUAUACCGAUACCACAACACAACAACCAGCCAAUCGCAAAAUCCAUGUUAUCAAACCCCUCGCAACCUAUGACCUCAAAGCAUGAGCCCAAAUGAUGUUAAAUAACCAAUCGAAAUGCUUCAUACAAAAAAAAUAGUUGCCAUAUUGCACAGUUACAGCAUGGAGCAUAGUAAUGUAAUACGACCAAAUAAAAACUCAUUUUAUAAUCAGUAGAGUGGUGACAAAUCUUUUACCUUCCCAAAUAGUACAAAUUGGCAGCUAACUCUCCCUAUAAAACGAAUAGCUGAUCUAGGCUUUUGGCAUGUGUUUGGGCUUCUUUGCUGUCUAUCUCUAUUGCCUCAAAUAUCACAGUGCUUGCCUCUUUAUCCGAUCAUAGAAGGAUUUGCUGUUUUUUUUUUUUCUUUAUAGGCAAUAUCAACCAUUUUGUAGUAUAAUUUGUUCAAGCAUACAUUCCAUAAAAAGUAUUACAAGUCAAAGAAGUGGCAGCUUAACACUGAAGUAAAAACUUGUUAUUCCAGCUAGCCAUUAUUGACAUUUCUAAACACAUAUCACAUUUAUCUAAUUUGGGAUUUUUUAAUUUUUUUUUUUGCAAUCGUACACAUUUGCAUACAGACACCAUGUUAUAUUUCUCACCUGAAUCCUGUACUGUUAAGUGUCACAUGUUUCAACACUAAUGAUCAGGUUCUAAAAAAGAGAAUAUAUAUAUAGUAAUGCCAAGAAAGAAUAAUUUCGUAUGUUAAUUUAAGUUUAAAAAAAGCUUUAUUUUUGUUUUUGCUUGGUUCUUUUGCUUGAGAAAAAUGUUCAAAUUGUAUAAAUCUUUAGUUUGUGAGUGGUAUUAGGUGUGGUUGUCAUAGUUAAAUAAAGAUAUUGACUACCAUGA